Tyto alba (common barn owl) is the source of this 1050-nucleotide messenger RNA. It is a transcript of the gene SYF2, whose product is annotated as SYF2 pre-mRNA splicing factor. Gene Ontology annotation, cellular component: post-mRNA release spliceosomal complex; catalytic step 2 spliceosome; Prp19 complex. NCBI's taxonomy places the organism in Eukaryota, Metazoa, Chordata, Aves, Strigiformes, Tytonidae. Bases 45 to 809 code for a protein of 254 amino acids. The transcript is spliced from 7 exons. The record is from RefSeq and is a predicted model, not a curated record.
GUGAGCGGAGCCGGAAGCAGAAGUUGUUGGUCGGGGGGGGCGCGAUGGCGGCGGCGGUGUCGGCGCUGGGGGGUUUGGGGGCUCCCGAGCCCGAUGGCGGGGGCUCCUCCGGCUCGGAGGACGAGGCGAGGCCUGACGCGGCGGCGGCGGCGGCGGAGAAGAAGCGGGAGGAGCGGCUGCGCAAGUUCCGCGAGCUCCACAUGAAACGGAACGAGGCGCGCAAACUGAAUCACCAAGAAGUGGUGGAAGAAGAUAAAAGGCUUAAAUUGCCAGCAAACUGGGAAGCCAAAAAAGCUCGGCUGGAGUGGGAGCUGAAGGUGGAGGAGAAGAAGAAGGAGUGUGCAGCGAGAGGAGAAGACUAUGAGCGAGUUAAACUGUUAGAGAUCAGUGCUGAGGAUGCCGAGAGGUGGGAAAGGAAAAAGAAGAGGAAGAAUCCAGAUCUGGGAUUUUCAGAUUAUGCGGCUGCUCAGCUGCGCCAGUACCAGAGGUUAACACGGCAGAUCAAACCUGACCUGGAGCAGUACGAGAAGCUGAAAGAGCAGUAUGGUGAAGCGCUUUACCCCACAUCCGACAGUCUUCUCCAUGGGACUCACGUGCCAUCUAAGGAAGGGGUUGAUCGAAUGGUAGCGGAUCUUGAAAAACAAAUUGAAAAGCGGGAAAAAUACAGUCGCCGCCGCCCAUACAAUGAUGACGCAGACAUUGACUACAUCAAUGAGAGAAACGCCAAGUUCAAUAAGAAGGCAGAGAGGUUCUAUGGGAAGUACACAGCUGAGAUUAAGCAGAACUUGGAGAGAGGAACAGCAGUCUGAACCAUCACCUCAGGCAAAGCACAUACAGCCCCACCUCUACUGAAGUUUGGUAGAUAUUUUGCAGGCAAUUUUAUCAAAAAAAAUGCUCUAGGCUUCAGUAAUUUGUAAAACCAACUAUAUUUAAUGUAAGAGAAGUAAUUUACAUAAACUUCAGCUGUAUAUAGCUUUUACUUGUAGAAGUAACCGACUUGUGCAAUUUUGUGUUCCAAAUAAACACAAACUCUUAUCACUGAAUUUAAAA